UGCAUUUAGAGGUAAUUGAACUGGAAGGAAGGAGACUGGCCAGGGAAUAGGGGGAAAGCAAUUCUCCUGUUGCUCCUCCUCCUAUCACUUACCUCCUGACUCUCUUCCAAACCAAGCUCAGCUGCAUCAAAGUGGCGGCAGAAUAUCCUGCCGAAGUGCCAGCGUCUGCUUAGCUGCCCUGUGCAUCCCAGGCUGCCUUGUUAUCUGGCCAUUGUCCCUGGCCAUUGGGACUGCUUCUGAUGGCUGUGGCCUCCGCUGCCCCAGGGAGCAUCUUCUGUAAGCAGCUCCUUUUCUCUCUCCUGGUUUUAAUAUUACUUUGCGAUGCUUGUCAGAAAAUUUCUCUUCGAGUUCCUUCUCAUCUUCAGGCUGAAACACUUGUAGGCAAAGUGAAUCUGGAGGAGUGUCUCAAGUCAGCCAGCCUAAUCCUGUCCAGUGACCCUACCUUCAGAAUUCUAGAAGAUGGCUCCAUUUACACAACACAUGACCUCAUUUUGUCUUCUGAAAGGAAAAGUUUUUCCAUUUUCCUUUCAGACCGUCAGAGACAGGAACAAAAAACAAUAGAAGUUGUACUGUCAGCAAGAGAAAACAAGGCUCCUAAGAAGAGACAUGCCAAAGACACAGCCCUCAAGCGCAGCAAGAGACGAUGGGGUCCUAUUCCAUGUUCAUUGAUGGAGAACUCAUUGGGUCCAUUUCCACAACACAUUCAGCAGAUCCAAUCUGACACUGCACAGAAUUACACCAUCUUUUAUUCCAUAAGUGGACCAGGCGUGGACAAAGAACCCUACAACUUGUUUUACAUAGAGAGAGACACUGGGGAUAUCUUUUGUACAAGAAGCAUUGACCGUGAGCAAUAUCAACAGUUUGCGCUAUAUGGCUAUGCAACAACCGCAGAUGGCUAUGCCCCAGAAUAUCCACUCCCCUUGAUCAUCAAAAUUGAAGAUGAUAAUGAUAAUGCCCCAUAUUUUGAAAACAAACUGACUGUCUUUACUGUACCUGAAAAUUGCCGAACUGGAACUUCAGUGGGACAAGUGACUGCCAUAGACCUUGACGAACCUGACACUCUCCAUACUCGUCUGAAAUAUAAAAUCUUACAACAAAUCCCAGAUCAUCCAAAGCAUUUCUCCGUACAUCCAGACACCGGUGUCAUCACCACAACUACACCUUUACUGGAUAGAGAAAAAUGUGAUAUUUACCAGUUAAUAAUGGAAGUGCGAGACAUGGGUGGUCAACCUUUCGGUUUAUUUAAUACAGGAACAAUUACUAUUUCACUUGAGGAUGAGAAUGACAAUUCACCAUUUUUCACAGAAACUUCUUAUGUUACAGAAGUAGAAGAAAACAGAAUUGACGUCGAGAUUUUGCGAAUGAAGGUCCAGGAUCAGGAUUUGCCAAACACUGCUCACUCAAGAGCUGUAUACACAAUCCUACAAGGAAAUGAAAACGGAAACUUCAAAAUUAGCACAGAUCCAAAUACAAAUGAAGGAGUGUUGUGUGUUGUCAAGCCAUUGAACUAUGAGGUCAAUCGGCAAGUCAUUUUGCAAGUUGGUGUAGUUAAUGAAGCACAAUUCUCUAAAGCAGCAAACUCACAAACUCCUACAAUGUGCACUACAACUGUAACUGUCAAAAUUAAAGACCGCGAUGAGGGCCCGGAAUGCCACCCUCCAGUGAAAGUUAUCCAGAGUGAAGAUGGCUUCCCAGCUGGCCAAGAACUCCUUGGAUACAAAGCAUUAGACCCAGAAACACGCAGCGGUGAAGGCUUAAGGUACAAGAAGUUAGGGGAUGAAGAUAACUGGUUUGAAAUUAAUGAAGAAACUGGCGACUUGAGAACUGUAAAAGUACUAGAUAGAGAAUCCAAAUUCGUAAAAAACAACCAAUACAAUAUUUCAGUUGUUGCAAUGGAUGCAGUUGGCAGAUCUUGCACUGGAACAUUAGUAGUUUCUUUGACUGAUAAAAAUGAUCAUCCGCCACAAAUUAAUAAAGAAGUGACCAUUUGUCAGAAUAAUGAGGAUUUUGCUGUUCUGGCACCUGUAGAUCCAGAUGGGCCUGAAAAUGGGCCACCUUUUCAAUUCCUUCUGGAUAAUUCUGCCAGCAAAAUCUGGGUUCUAGAAGAAAAGGAUGGUAAAACUGCCAUUCUUCGUCAACGACAAAAUCUAGAUUAUAACAAUUAUUUUGUGCCUAUCAAGAUAAAAGACAGACAUGGUUUAGUUGCAACACAUGUGUUAUCAGUGAGAGUAUGUGACUGUUCAGUUUCAUCUGAGUGUAACCUGCCUGCUAAAAAUCUAAGAGACGUUAGACCAAAUGUAAUACUUGGAAGAUGGGCUAUCCUUGCUAUGGUGUUGGGUUCUGUAUUGUUAUUAUGUGUUCUGUUUACAUGUUUCUGUGUCACUGCUAAGAGAACAGUCAAGAAAUGUUUUCCAGAAGACAUAGCUCAGCAAAAUUUAAUUGUAUCAAAUACUGAAGGACCUGGAGAAGAAGUAACGGAAGCAAAUAUUAGACUCCCCAUACAGACCUCCAACAUUUGUGACACAAGCAUGUCUGCUGGUACUGUUGGUGGCCAGGGAAUCAAAACACAGCAAAGUUUUGAGAUGGUCAAAGGAGGUUACACUUUGGACUCCAACAAAGGAGGAGGACAUCAGACUUUGGAGUCCAUCAAGGGAGUGGGGCAGGGAGAUACCGGCAGAUACACGUACACAGACUGGCAGAGUUUCACCCAACCUCGACUUGGUGAAAAGGUGUAUUUGUGUGGACAAGAUGAGGAGCAUAAACAUUGUGAAGACUACGUUCGUUCGUAUAACUAUGAAGGCAAAGGUUCCCUGGCCGGCUCAGUAGGCUGCUGCAGCGAUCGUCAGGAAGAAGAGGGACUAGAGUUUCUAGAUCACCUGGAACCCAAAUUUAGGACAUUAGCAAAGACAUGUGUCAAGAAAUAAAUGUGCCUUUUAGUAGCAUAACAUCCAUAGCUGAAUAAGUAGGCGUUUAUUGCAUGCGGAAUGAUAGCAGCAUCUGCUAAUGUUUUUGUUUAUGGAGGUAAACUUCAUCGUGUAUAGGUAAGGGUACUAUAAAUAUGAGACUUCCCUAAAUUCUCCUUGUCUGGUAUAACGUCUAUGUUCUCUAACAAUCAAGGUUGUGUUUGCUAAUUUUCUUUUAUAUGCAUGUGUAUAUUGCCCCUUUCAAGACUGUGCUGUACACUUUCUUGCACCUUGUAUUUGAAAACUGAUGUUACUUUUUGUGCUAUGGAAGAGCAUUUGGGAGAGCUACAGAGAUCAGUGAAAGAUGAAUUUACAUUGUAGAAGUAUGAAUUAAAUAUUUUCUUCAAAAUCUUGGGAAGAAUUAUGUUCUUAGAAAAUAUUUCCUUUGGUGUCAGAUCAUUGUAUUCCCUCUACCUGCGUAGUUUGAAAAGGACUUUUAAGUAUUCUUAGUGUGGUCAUCAGUUUGGUGAAUAAGCUCAUUUCUCUUUUACCCUAUUGUACUCCUCAGAGCAGUGUUCCCAGCAUUGUUUCCUUUCAGGAUCCUUCAGAGCUCAGUCCUUGGACCUCUGCCCAUGUGGAUUUGUUAUGAGGUUCCUACAACUUCUAGGAUUAUUGGAAAGAUAAAGACCAGAACAAGCUCACAGCAAACGUGAGGGGCAGAGACUUUACAAAGAUUACAUGAGAAGAUUUCCAUGAAAGAAUUGCAACCCUGAGGUUUAUGGGUUAGGCUCACAGAUAUAUUUUGUUUGCUCAAUAUGGUUUACUAGUAACAUUUAAAAGAUAUAAAUACUUUGGCAAAAGCAUUCACUCUUGAAUUUGAAAUAGGCCUGCCAUACCUGUGGCUGUCACCUGUCAUUUCCAAGCAUCUGGACAACUAGCCCUGAUGGCAUUAGGCUGCAACUCUCAUAUACAGAGAUUAGCACCUUGAAUAUGCCCAAAGUUGAAUUACCAUCUGUAUUAAAACUUAAGACUCAGUCUAAAUUUAUAGUUACUUUAAGAAAACAGACAGUCAGAAAUAGGGACUAGAAUGUAUAUGUUACAAAAUUGAAAUCUAUGACAGCAACACUUACCAAAGAUUUGUGGAAUGCUGAAUAAAUGAAUACACACAUUCAUAAAUCAUUUUAAAGGUAUAACAUUUUAAUAGGAUAGCAUAUUUUAUUAAUCUAAAAAGAAACUGUAUAUUUAAAUAGUAUUUUCAUAGUCAUUUGUGGCAAACUCUAUAAAUCUAUAAACAAUAAGAGUAUGGAAAUUUCUCAUCCAGAAAAAAAAAAAAAAAAACACCACAACAUCGAUUAACUAGUUAACUAUUUUUAAAAAUGAGUGGCUCUAAAAAAAAUAUUGUGACUAGUCUUCUUAUUCUCAGUUCCAAAUUAAAGGCACUUCUUGAUAUGAAAUUGAAUAUGGGAUCCAAAGAAAGAAGUAAUUUUAAUAAGUCAAAUUUUAUUUUAUAAGGUGUCCAUAAUAUGUAAUUUUUAUAGCCAUUAUAAAAUAUUUCUGUGGUCAUGCAAUUUUUGUUCUCUGAUGUACAGGUUGCUCUGAUAAUAAUAUCAAUUCCAAAAUUUUAAAAUAUAAAUUUGGACAUUUAUCCUAAGAAGUUACAUUCUUGAAUGUAGAUACAAAAUAUUCUUGGAGCAAUUAAAAAUCAUUAACUGAACCCUAACUUUAAUUGUACUUUUAUGUUCAGAUAUAAAUUUUCUUUUCUAUAACUAAGCAAGUAUAAAAGAAAUAUGAAGACAAACAUAUAUAAGUUAAAUUUCAUCUAAUGAUUUGUAAUUGCUCCAAGAACAAUUUGUACCUACAUUCAAAAAUGUAGCAAUUCAUGUCCAGAAGUAGAUACCUCAGUCAGCAAGAGAAGAUACUCUAAAAACAUUAGAAAAAAAUAUUAGAAAGUUUGCAAAAUAAAUAUGUAUUAAACAGUUUUGGCUAUGUAAAAUAUUUUCAGAAUAUCAUUGAAAUUUAUCUCAGAGAAACUUUGACUGUCUUUUGGUUUCUUAGGCAAUUCUAAUCAUUCUCUGUUUACCCCAAAAUUAAAUGUUAAUUGUAUGAUUGAUAAAAUGUGUGAAACCCUAUAAGAGUGCUUACAAAUUUUAUUUGUUAAUAAAAAAUUUAUUUCAUGGAUUUAUUUUAUAUAACUUAAUUGUCAGUUAAUUGUCAAUAAGUUAAUAGCUAUGAAUGGUUUUCCUAGAAUUAAAUUGGUAUUGAGGAAGAUAUACAGUUAAAUUUUUCUUAUCUUGUUUCAGAUCUCAAAUAUUUCAUGUGAAAAAGUCUCAUGAGAACACCCAAGAUAGGUGAAAAUCAAUGUAAUUUCAUAAGUGAGCUUCAUUAGGCAUUUGCUAAUCUUACUGAACUUCUUCUUCCUCCUGCAUUUAUUAAAAGUAUUUCAUAAAACUUGACAUCUGUGCAUACGUUUACUGUCAGUAAAUGUCACAUGCUCUUAUUAAGAGAAUGCUCAAAAUAGAUGUUUUAGAGCCAAAUAUUUUUAUUAUUGCAAAAAAGCUAACUCCCUUUUUAUUGUAUGCUAGUUAUGAAAGUUCUGUACAAGUUGAAAAACCUAAAUGAAAUAGAGUAAUGAAACAGUAUAUAUUGCUGCAUUUUCCUAUUCUCUUUUAUUUGCUUUUCUAAUAAAUCCGAAGGAGUGUUGCAUUUGA
This is a messenger RNA of Callithrix jacchus (white-tufted-ear marmoset), 5611 nucleotides long. It is a transcript of the gene DSC1, whose product is annotated as desmocollin 1. Gene Ontology annotation, biological process: homophilic cell-cell adhesion. The record is from RefSeq and is a predicted model, not a curated record. Gene Ontology annotation, molecular function: calcium ion binding. Gene Ontology annotation, cellular component: desmosome; plasma membrane. NCBI's taxonomy places the organism in Eukaryota, Metazoa, Chordata, Mammalia, Primates, Cebidae.